AUGACACUAAGUCCUGUGUUGUUAAAUAAUUUAUUUCUUUUUAUUUUAUAUAAAAUAUUAAAGUUUGCACACCUGUCCACUGUUUGUGUUGAAGUCUUCCCCGUCCACACUCUCUCAGUGCGAGCGCUCCCCUCGUGGUCCCUUCCAGUCGGGACCUCUCCACAGCAGCCCCCUUCAGACCCCACCGUGUCCUCUCCAGUGUCGAGUCCCUGCAGCGCCACAGCCUCUCCCAUUGGCCGACCACCCUCCUAUCACAACGGACACCACAGACUGCCGCCGGCUCCACACAAAAGCCCCUUUCACAGUCCAGCACAAAGCUCCCCCCAACCCCCCAAAUACCCGGAGAGCGGCGGUGGCACCAUCCGACCCGUACGCGCCGCACCUCCGCCCCCGAAGCAGCAUCCUCGCGGGCAGGUGAAGCGGCGAGAGGAGGUUGAGAUCACACUGGUGUGAAGGCGGCACCCCCUCGAGCAGGGACUCGUAAAAACACUCCCAAAGGAAACCCAAGGAAACUUAAAAACUCCUGAAGACGCCUGGAGACGGAAGAAGCCCCCCCACUCGGAGAAGGAACACCGCUGCGCCUUUUUCUUUUAACUUCCCGUUCAGUGUUCUCGUUUCUCAACACUACUUUACCCAGAGUUUGUACAAGGCUUCAUUCUCACCCCCGAACAGUUAAUAAGGUGAUAACGAGCAAAAGAAGUUGAUAGAAAAGUUAACAUCAUUUUAUCCGUUAGUAAAAAUCAGUGUGUUUGGACUCGCUGGCUGAUAUUUUAGGGAGUCGAGCUCAUUCGUUCCCUUGCAGAGAGCUCAGUGUGGUAUCAUUCAUCAGUUCGAGCAGCCAGUUUGGUUCUAAAGAACAUGCAGCUGACUGAAUGAGGCGUUUCAUGAUAUUUAACGCACCGACAGCAUAAAACUGAGCCGUUAGCUGAUGAGCAGACCCUGGAUUUUCUGUUGUUUGAGACUCGGUCAAAGCAGCGUUUCAUGUUAAAGUAAAACAUGUUAGACUGGACUGACCUUGACCUUUGAGAGGUCAAACUGAAGGAAGUGUUUGUGUUUUACCUUUUCUGUUUAUGAACAAAGACACGAGUCUGCAGAACAUAUCGUCGAUCAGGCCUCUGUUCCCUAGAUUUAGACACAUUUCACACCCCUUCAGUGAGUCUUGAUAAUUUCAGCUGUGUUCUGAAAUGAGAAACUGAACCCUUGAACACAUCAGGGAACUGUUCACAGAGGUCCCAGAGACCUCUAUAGGACCAGAAGUCUUUUACAGACGCAGGGGUCGCCCCCUGGUGGCCUGUAAAUAGAGUACAGUUUUUUUUUUGUUGCUUCACUUUUCCAACCUGGCAGCUGUGUCAAUGUUCUGAUGUCUGUGGUCCUUUUUGGCAGUGACGUCAUUCCCGAGUUUGUGCAUUCCAGCAGGAAAGUCAGAAAAGCAAAGUAAGAUGGGAUUUAUUUUAGCUGCAGCACGUUCAUUGAUAGAAUGUGGUAAGUGCUUAGCGUGUGGCUUAUAUCAUGAGUCACAAAUACAGGUGAGUGACAGAGCAGAUUAUGUUUAUGUUCUCUGUCACCAUCUUGGAUUGUUGAGGCUGCCUGCUCUGACUUUCCAAAAAGGAAAUACUAGUUGAGGGGGAGUUCCAGAUGAAAAUUACUACUGGGAGCUCAGGAAUUCCGACUUCCGACUCAAUCUGGAAUGCACCGUAAGCCAAGGGCCAACAAGACAACAGCAGAUAUUUUGACGUCGCCCCCUGGUGACAGGACAAGGUUACAGCACCAUUGUACAACCACACCGCUGCCUUCAGUGACCUUGCUUUUUAGGUGUAACCACUUUUCUGUAUCUCUGUUGACACUUAAUCGCAAAAAAAAAUGUUGUUUGAAGUCAAAAUACAAAGAAAUUGUGAGCAGUAAUCGGCAAAAAUAGUCUGAUAAUCGCUAAUUACAUCAUCACCAAACCAUAAAUCAAUUUUCUGUUUUCACCUGAGCGAUCUUUAGGCUGCCCGUGCUCCACACGGGUAUUGCACAUGUUUUCACUUCUUUUUUAGCUUCAUUAGUCGAUUAUGUUUAAGAUAAACUGCCUCCUGGCUCCGGUUUCACAUUAAAGUCUCUGCAAGAAAACAGAUAAGUUCUUCCUUCAGCUCGUCGGAAAACAUCACUUCUAACUGAUCGUGUUAUGGAUGCCUUAGCUGCAGAAUUUCUCCUCGUUCAUGGGUUGAUGUUUUGGUCAACAUUUCCUGUUUUAUGUUUGUUUACCAGCCGUAUUGGUAUCAAUACUUCCUGUUAUUUAGCCGUAAAUAGCCAUUGUAGUGUCUUUGAUUGAGAUAUGACUUAUCGAUCGUAUUGAUAGUUUACGGAGAGCUUAGAGAUGGAUAUCUGUGCAAGUAAUGGCACAGCUUUUUUCCCCUUUUUUGUUUUUAGAAUUAGGAUUUUAAGAAAACAAAAACAAUUAAACUGUAGCUGAAUCUGAUCAGAGGAAAAGAGGUAUCCGUCAGCCGUGACGCUGCGUUCUCGUUGAUCUCCUUGAGAUCUGAAUGACAUCAAACUUAUUUUUGAAGUUUGCAUUUACCCUGUUGUAUUAAAAGAAUAACUAAAGUUUCUUUUCCAUUAGAGAAUGUUUUGUUAACCUGUUUACUGGUCUUGAUUAUGCAUCAAGUCAGAAUCUGAAAUUCAUUUUUUUUAAAAAGGACGUAAAACUCCCACGUUUUACAGCGUCGGCUAUGCGGAGGCUGCCAGGCGUCGUAUUUACACACCCAUGGAUGUUUAACUGUAUUUAUUGUGUACAAAUAAAUGUGAAAUAAAGAUAGCUUAAAUGGAA
Molecule: messenger RNA, 2806 nt
Organism: Haplochromis burtoni (Burton's mouthbrooder)
Lineage: Eukaryota; Metazoa; Chordata; Actinopteri; Cichliformes; Cichlidae
Product: lysine-rich arabinogalactan protein 19-like
Exons: 3
Coding region: 1-453 (150 amino acids)
Source: RefSeq, a predicted model, not a curated record